Molecule: messenger RNA, 579 nt
Organism: Pedinophyceae sp. YPF-701
Lineage: Eukaryota; Viridiplantae; Chlorophyta; Pedinophyceae
Source: the annotation of a GenBank genome assembly
AUGCUAGCUGCCUCUGCGGCGCCGUGCGCCGGCCUCCAGCACUGCGCUUCACCUAGGUCAAAGUAUAGCAGCGGCGUCCGUCCGCUCCCCCAGCGGCCUCACAGUCGGCUCGUGGCGCGCGCCUCGAAGACCCCGCAGCGGCCGAACGACAUCGACGAAGCGAAGGAGGUGACGGAGAAGUACGGGCUCGAGGCGGGGCUCUUUAAGGCCUUCACGAGCAAGCGGAAGGACGGCGGCGACGGCGCCGGGGCCGAGCAGGGGUCCGGGGGCGCCGCGACGGCGAAGGAGCUGCUCAAGCGCUACGGCGGGGCGUACCUCCUCACGUCCAUCAGCCUCAGCAUCAUCAGCAUCGUCACGUUCUACCUCGCCAUCGACAACGGCGUGGAUGUCGCGGCACUGCUGGCAAAGGUGGGCAUCGAGGUGACGCAGGGGACGGAACGCGCGGGGACGUUCGCGCUGGCGUACGCCGCGCACAAGGCGGCGUCGCCGAUCCGGUUCCCGCCGACGGUCGCGCUCACGCCGCUCGUCGCGAAGGCGCUGGGCAAGGACGUCGACGGCGACGCGGAGGGCGACGCGUGA